Dichotomopilus funicola is the source of this 1893-nucleotide messenger RNA. Its product is annotated as ferric reductase like transmembrane component-domain-containing protein. Gene Ontology annotation, cellular component: plasma membrane. Gene Ontology annotation, biological process: copper ion import; iron ion transport; intracellular iron ion homeostasis. Lineage: Eukaryota; Fungi; Ascomycota; Sordariomycetes; Sordariales; Chaetomiaceae. The coding region runs from base 1 to 1893 and encodes 630 amino acids. The transcript has a single exon. The record is from RefSeq and is a predicted model, not a curated record. Gene Ontology annotation, molecular function: ferric-chelate reductase activity.
AUGGAGCCCGCACUCCCCCACCGGGGACUCGGCUACGCGGCUGCGCCGUUACAGCCACGAGCUACGACUAUACCAACUACGACGACAGCGACACCGGCCGGAGUGGCCACCCCAAGUUCAACGAUUUCCCAAUACAGCACGGGCCUCGAUGGCGUCAACCAAGUCAACAACAUGCUGUUCACCGAGGUACUUUGGUGGAGUUUAGGCAUCGUUGGCCUGAUCAUGCUUGUCAUCAGGAUAGGCGAACUCUCGUGGGCGAAGCUCAGACUGGUCUCGGCCAUGCCUUUGCCGGCAGAGAAGCAGGACUUUUGGAAGCGGACGCAAUGGAACAAAAUGCCGUGGUUGAAGAAGCAGCUUCUCUACGCGCCCUUGUGGAGGAAACGCCACAACCGCGAGAUCCGCCUCUCCGGCGCCGCGAACAUGGGAACACUUCCCUCUAGAUUCCACGCUCUCCUCCUUCUCGGUUACCUCGCCAGCAACAUUGCCUACAUGUUCGUCCUCCACUGGAAAGUCGAGAACAAGUACGCCCUCUGCGCCGAAAUCCGGGGCCGCUCCGGAACGCUGGCGGUCGUGAGCAUGGUGCCGCUCAUCAUCUUCGCGGGCCGCAACAACCCGCUGAUCGGGCUUCUCAACGUGAGCUUCGACACGUACAAUCUCUUGCAUCGGUGGAUGGGGCGGAUCGCCAUCGUCGAGAUUAUCAUCCACUUCAUCUCGUGGGCCAUCGUCCAAGUCGCCGACGGUGGAUGGAGCGGCGUCAAGGAUAGAAUCCUGGGCGAGCCCUUCAUUUCUUCCGGCACUGUUGGCACCGUGGCCAUGUUCCUCAUUUUGAUCCUGGCCUUCUCCCCGGUACGCCACGCAUUUUACGAGACCUUCCUCAACGUACACAUCAUCCUCGCCUUGAUCGUCUUCGUCUGCACCUGGGUUCACUGCGUCACAGCCGGCGUGCCCGGGGGCCUUCCGCAAACCAGUUGGAUCUUUGCCAUUGUGGCUAUCUGGGUCGCGGAACGAACUGCACGCAUGUUCCGCCUCGCUUACCUCAACUGGUCGAGCCACGGCUUCACCCACGCCACCGUUGAAGCCAUGCCAGGCGAGGCCUGUCGCGUCACCAUGCGCCUCCCACGGUUUGUCGACGUCAAGCCGGGCCAGCAUGCCUACCUUCGAUUUGCGGGCGUCAACUGCUGGGAAUCCCACCCGUUCUCCAUCGCGUGGUUUGAACACCACCAUCGCGACGACGAGAUGCUCCCCACCACCGAGAAGGAUAAGCCCCGCAACCCGGCGCAGGUCAUCGGAACCAGCGUAUCCUUCAUCAUCGGCGCCCACACCGGCUUCACCCGCAAGCUCUUCGACGCCGCUUCCCGCGCCCCAGGCAACCGCGAGAUCUCGAUGCGUGCCGCCUUCGAAGGCCCUUAUGCCGGCCACCACAACCUAGACAGCUACGGCCACUGCGUGCUCUUCGCCGGCGCGACCGGCAUCACCCACCAGAUGAGCUACGUCCGCCACCUGGUCAACGGGUACAACGCAGGCACCGCCGCCACGCGACGCGUCACGCUGGUUUGGAUCCUGCGCGACUACGAGAUCCUCGAGUGGGCCCGCCCCUUUAUGGACCAGAUUCUCAAGAUGCCCAACCGCAAGGACAUUCUCGAGAUUCGCCUGUUUGUCACCCGGCCCAAGAACGCCAACCAGGUCGUCUCGCGGUCGGCGACGGUGCAGAUGUUCCCCGGGCGGCCGAAUAUUCCGAUGUUGUUGGCGAAGGAGGUUGGCGAGCAGAGGGGCGCCAUGUGUGUGACGGUGUGCGGUCCGGGAGGGCUAGCGGAUGAUGUGCGGGAUGCUGUGCGCCAGGUGCAGGCGCAGAGGACGGUGGUGGAUUUUGUGGAGGAGAGUUUUACCUGGUGA